Messenger RNA from Polyodon spathula (Mississippi paddlefish), 2476 nucleotides. RefSeq names its product sp3a transcription factor (gene sp3a). The transcript has 7 exons. Gene Ontology annotation, biological process: regulation of transcription by RNA polymerase II. NCBI's taxonomy places the organism in Eukaryota, Metazoa, Chordata, Actinopteri, Acipenseriformes, Polyodontidae. The record is from RefSeq and is a predicted model, not a curated record. The coding region runs from base 155 to 2425 and encodes 756 amino acids. Gene Ontology annotation, molecular function: DNA-binding transcription factor activity, RNA polymerase II-specific; RNA polymerase II cis-regulatory region sequence-specific DNA binding.
AAGCCUGGAAGCCCCACCUUUUGUGUUUCCCGCACCGUCAAUCAAAAUAGAAAAAAAUCGACUCGAAUCAGCGAUCGCAGCCCGCCUUUGAUUAAAAUAAUCAUGUUAGGGGUUUAAAUAAAUCGAAAAGCUCCUGAUUUAUACCUUUUAUGCUAUGACUGAAAAGCCAGUGAAACAAGAGGAAAUGGCUGCCUUAGACGUGGACCGCAGUCAGAACGAGUAUCUGCAGCACGGCAGCGGCGCAGGAAACCAGGACACUCAGCCGUCACCGCUCGCUCUGCUGGCAGCUACCUGCAGCAAGAUCGGCUCGCCUUCGCCAGAGGAGGAUAGCAGUGCUGCCGCUGGCGUGCUUUCCGAUCUGGCAUCUGUACAGUUAACAGGGACGUCAAAUAGAUGGGAAGUCUUGACUCCUAAUGCAACAAUAAAAGAAGAACCUGGCUUACUACCGAUUCCAAAUGCAGGGAUAGUAACAUCAAAUGGACAGUAUGUUUUGCAAAACCAACAGAUCUUUGUGACUUCAGGAACAGAUGCUUCUGGCGAUGCAUUGCCUAAUAUACAUUACCAAGUGAUUCCACACAUUCACACCGCAGAUGGGCAACAGGUACAGUUGGGCUUCUCAACGUCUGGUGUAGAAAAUGCACCUUUGAGUCAAGAUGCUACAGGGCACUUUCAGAUUUUGCCUGAUUGUAAUACAACUUCAGCCGGAACAUCAUCUGCCAACAUCCUGACAAACAGUCAGAACCUAAUGACACAAGCUGGCCAAGUUCAGCAUUCAGAUGGCGCUGUACAGAUUCAAGGUGUUUCUCUAGGUGGUUCUACCUAUAACAGCCAAGGGCAAGUUGUUACUAAUGUGCCUGUGGGAUUGCCUGGAAAUAUUACCUUUGUACCAAUAAACAGCGUUGAUCUGGAUUCCCUUGGACUCUCAGGGACUGCACAGACUAUUGCUACAGGUGUGACCGCUGACGGUCAGCUGAUCAACUUGCCCAUGGUGCCACAAGCCAUGGAUACCUCGGAUAAUUCUGAAAACACUGGUGAGCAAAUGUCACAAACGCUAUCUGUUCACGAGUCCAACACUAAUCAAGACAUGUACGUGCCAACAACGUCAUCCUCACAGCUGCAUGCAACAAUAGACGGUACAGGUGUACUGCAGCAAACUUCAAGUACUUCAGUCUCCACGAACGACCAGGCAGAUGCUUCACAACUUCAGGGAAACUACAUUCAAACGACUCAUCACGACCAGACCCAGAUGCAAAAUAUUCAGGUCUCCUCUGCACAGUCCAUUAUACAGCUUCAGCAGGCCCAGCCACAGACCACCAGUGAAGUCCAGAUUGUCCAGGGCAUCCCACAGCAGCAAAUGCAGGGGGUUCAGACCACAGGUCAAACCAUUUCUCAGCAAGCUCUCCAGAACUUACAGCUGCUCAAUCCAGGGACAACUUUUUUGAUACAGGCACAGAUGCUGACCCCUUCUGGACAGAUCCAGUGGCAGACUUUCCAGGUGCAGGGUGUGCAGAACGUGCAGAAUAUUCAGAUCCAAAACCCCUCCAGCCAGCAGAUCACACUGGCCCCUGUGCAGACGCUCUCUCUUGGGCAAGGUGGAAACCUUGGGUCCACUCCAGUCAGCACAGGCCAGAUUCCAAAUCUGCAGACUGUCACAGUGAAUUCUAUAACGUCCUCUGGAAUUGAGUUUCAGCAGACUGAAGACACAAGCAGCCCUGCAGAUAUUCAAAUAAAAGAAGAGCCGGACACUGAGGAAUGGCAACUGAGCAGCGACUCGACCCUCAACACCAGCGACCUGUCCCAUUUGAGGGUGCAGAUGGUGGACGAGGAAGUGGACCAACAGAGUCAGGAAGGGAAGAGGCUGCGGAGAGUGGCCUGCACCUGCCCUAACUGUAAGGAGGCUGGAGGAAGGGGGUCAAACCUGGGAAAGAAGAAGCAGCACAUCUGUCACAUUCCUGGCUGUGGGAAGGUUUAUGGAAAGACAUCACACCUGAGGGCCCACCUGCGCUGGCACUCCGGCGAGCGGCCCUUUGUUUGUACUUGGAUGUUUUGUGGCAAAAGAUUCACUCGCAGUGACGAGCUACAGAGACACAGAAGAACACACACAGGUGAGAAGAAGUUUGUCUGCCUGGAGUGUUCCAAACGUUUUAUGCGAAGCGACCAUCUUGCCAAGCAUAUUAAAACCCAUCAAAACAAAAAGGGCAUUAACUCCAGCAGUACAGUCAUGGCAACAGUGGAAGCAACAGCGUCGUCUGAUAACAUUAUUACAGCAGGGGGAACUACCCUCAUCCUUACCAACAUCCAGCAGGGCUCGCUGCAGGCGAUUGGGACUGUGAAUUCCACAAACAGCAGCGCUCAAGAGAUUCUUUCCAAUUCAGAAAUACCUUUACAGCUCGUCACAGUGGCUGCCAGCGAGGAGAUGGAGUAGUAUGAAUUACAGUAAUAAGUUGUCUGUUGGUCGUGUUUUUUUUAAAUUACA